AUGGCAUCCUUGACUUGGAGCGCCGUGCAGCCUGGGCACGAUAACUACCUCCUCCCCGCUCUUCUCGUGUGCCUGGUAUUAUUCGCACUGUACAGGUGGUCUCUUUCGACAGAUAUUCCGUAUAUCAAAGGCAUCCCAGAGAUCCCGGGCGCAGCGCCUAUCUUUGGCCACUUGCUCAAACUGGGCGAAGAUCAUGCCAGCGUGUGUGAGAAGUGGUUCAAACAGUACGGCCAUUCGGUCUUCCAAAUAAAGCUAGGCAAUACGCGUGCAGUGGUAGUCAACUCGUUUGAUGACGCUCGCCGCAUGCUCGUGGGACACCAGAACGCUGUCAUUGACCGCCCAACACUGUACACUUUCCAUGGCGUCAUUUCAUCUACACAAGGCUUUACUAUCGGUUCCUCGCCAUGGGAUGCGUCCUGCAAGAACAAGCGGAAGGCUGCUGGCACCGCCCUGGGACGACCGGCCAUGCGCGGGUACCACGACAUGUUCGACCUUGAAUCUUACUGUAUUAUGCGAGAUCUCUUCUCCGACUCCAAAAACGGCGCUCUCGAGGUCAGCGUCCGGCCUUACAUCCAGAGAUUUGCGCUGAACACAACUCUUACACUUUGCUAUGGAAUCCGCAUGGAUAAUGUCUACGAUGAUAUGCUUCGUGAAAUCCUGCACGUAGGAUCUGCGAUAUCUCUCCUACGCUCCGCCUCGGAGAACUACCAAGACUACGUCCCGAUCCUUCGCUAUUUCCCCAACAACGAGAAAAACCGCCGCAGCAAAGAGCUCCGCGACCGACGCGACAAGUACCUCAACUUCUUGCUCAACAAAGUCCGAGAUAUGAUCCAGCGUGGCACAGAUAAACCCUGCAUCAGUGCCGCUAUACUCAAAGACCAAGAGACUAAGCUCACCGGUGUCGAAGUCUCGUCCAUCUGCCUCUCUCUUGUCUCUGGCGGCUUCGAAACAAUCCCAGGCACCUUGACGUCCUGCAUUGGCAGCCUGGCAACCGCCGAAGGCCAGAUUUUCCAGGACCUCGCCUACGCCGAUAUCCAACGCUACUAUGGCACCACCUCCGACGUCUGGGCAAACUCUUUCCUCGAGGAGAAGGUCCCUUACGUCAACGCCAUCAUCAAAGAGGCCGCCCGCUACUACACCGUCUCGGCCAUGUCUCUCCCGCGCAAGACCGUCACCGACAUCGAAUGGGACGGCGCCAAGAUCCCCGCGAAGACCAUGAUCCUCAUCAACGCACAGGCCGCCAACCACGAGACCGGCCACUGGGGACCCGACGGCCACGUCUUCAACCCGGAGCGCUGGCUCGACACCCCGUCCGAGAAAGGUGUGCCAGAAGAGCUGCCCGCGCAGGGUAUCCAGCACUACUCUUUCGGCGCGGGCUCCAGGGCUUGCUCCGGCCAGUUCAUCGCCAGCAGGCUGUUGUACACGGCGCUCAUUCGGAUUCUGAGCUGCUACAAGAUCGUCGCGAGCGAGAGUGAGCCGCCCAAUACGGACUAUGUCGACUACAAUCAGUUCAAGAGCGCUCUCGUGGCGAUUCCGAGGGACUUCAAGGUCAAGUUGGUGCCGAGAGACGGGGUGGACAUUGCGAAGGUGUUGGGCGAGGCGGAGGCUCGGACGAGGGGCUACUAUGUCGAGUGA
This is a messenger RNA of Cyphellophora europaea CBS 101466, 1635 nucleotides long. RefSeq lists its product as uncharacterized. Bases 1 to 1635 code for a protein of 544 amino acids. NCBI's taxonomy places the organism in Eukaryota, Fungi, Ascomycota, Eurotiomycetes, Chaetothyriales, Cyphellophoraceae. The record is from RefSeq and is a predicted model, not a curated record. Gene Ontology annotation, molecular function: iron ion binding; heme binding; monooxygenase activity. The transcript is spliced from 2 exons.